ACCACAAGCCAAUCAUCAAGAUGUCUCCAAACCUUCUUUUCUCCUUCGUUUUUGUCGUGCUCCUGGCUACAGUAUCCGCUGGAAUCAUCCGUGAUCGGCGUGCAAUUGAAGACUACUGGUAUACAAAUGGAGUUGUGCACAAUGUGGUUCAUGACAAUAUGGCUGGCGGUCCAACUUCUCUUGGAUGGGCUCAAGUUCCACAUCGACUCAGUCCGAUGUUCUCGCCAAUCUUUGGAGGGCGAUGAGUAUGUUCAAAUAUUGAAUCGUCGAAUUUGAUCUCUUGUAUGUAUAAUAUUCGAAUUUUAAAUUUAUCAAAUAAAUGUUCAUUCCAAUUAUCA
This is a messenger RNA of Caenorhabditis elegans, 338 nucleotides long. RefSeq names its product Nematode Specific Peptide family, group E (gene nspe-7). Bases 21 to 245 code for a protein of 74 amino acids. The transcript is spliced from 2 exons. The record is from RefSeq and is marked reviewed. NCBI's taxonomy places the organism in Eukaryota, Metazoa, Nematoda, Chromadorea, Rhabditida, Rhabditidae.